Messenger RNA from Fonsecaea multimorphosa CBS 102226, 342 nucleotides. RefSeq lists its product as uncharacterized. Bases 1 to 342 code for a protein of 113 amino acids. The transcript is spliced from 2 exons. NCBI's taxonomy places the organism in Eukaryota, Fungi, Ascomycota, Eurotiomycetes, Chaetothyriales, Herpotrichiellaceae. Gene Ontology annotation, molecular function: carbon-sulfur lyase activity. The record is from RefSeq and is a predicted model, not a curated record.
AUGACCGCAUUGUGCCAUUGUACCGAUUGCCAGAAAUGGGCCGGCAGCGCAUUCUCGACCAACGUGGCGGUUCCCACAUCGAACUUCUCCCUCACCAAGGGCACGCCGAAAGCGUGGCAGCGCCUCGCUGUGGUUUCUGGGAAACCUAAUUAUCAUUUUUUCUGUGGAGACUGUGGAAGCAAUCUGUAUGCACAGCCCCAGGGAAUGGCGGGUCUGACCUUGAUCAAGGCGGGAAGUCUCGAGCAGACCAAUAUCUCCAUCGUCGCGGAGCUUUUUGUGACCCGGCGUCGAGACUAUAUUUCCCCUGUCCCUGGCGCCCAGCAGUUGGAUCAGAUGCCUUGA